GACUGAAUGCUUUGGCGUCCCAUUCUUAGUUAUAAGUUCUCGUAACUCCCGAGCCGUUGUCGUUUCUUCUUUAGUGACGCUAAACAACGGCCGGAACGGCAACCGAGACAGCCUCGAAGCUCCAUGUUGACGGCGAUGAAUGUGAUGCUGAUGGCUCGGUCGAUAAUGUCCAUAAACGACUUCGUUUUUGAGGCCGACGAUAUCCCGUUCGGUACGCCCUGGUGGUUCGUCGACGCCGGUAUCUCUUGCCUGUUGGUGCUUUUCGCGGGAAUCAUGUCCGGCCUUACCUUGGGGCUCAUGUCCAUGGGUCUUGUUGAGCUCGAGAUCCUCCAGCGAAGCGGCACCUCCACUGAGAAGAAGCAAGCCGCUAUUAUCCUACCUGUUGUUCAGAAGCAACACCAACUCCUUGUUACUCUGCUUCUGUGUAAUGCAGCUGCCAUGGAGGCCCUUCCUAUAUAUCUUGAUAAGAUUUUUCAUCCCUUUGUGGCUGUUUUGCUGUCCGUGACAUUUGUUCUAGCUUUUGGAGAGAUCAUUCCACAAGCUAUCUGCUCUCGGUAUGGACUUGCUGUUGGUGCAAAUUUUGUGUGGCUAGUCCGCAUUCUGAUGAUCAUUUGCUACCCAAUUUCUUAUCCCAUUGGAAAGGUUCUGGAUGCCGUCCUUGGGCACAAUGACGCUUUGUUUAGGCGUGCUCAAUUGAAAGCUCUUGUCUCAAUACACGGCCAAGAGGCUGGAAAAGGAGGCGAACUAACACAUGAUGAGACAACAAUUAUCAGUGGAGCUCUGGAUUUAACUGAAAAGACUGCAGAGGAGGCUAUGACACCUAUUGAAUCAACAUUUUCCUUGGAUGUCAACUCCAAACUGGACUGGGAAGCAAUUGGAAAAAUUCUUGCCCGAGGCCAUAGUCGUGUCCCCGUCUAUUCUGGAAAUACAAAAAAUGUUAUUGGACUAUUGUUGGUGAAAAGUCUUCUCACUGUACGAGCAGAGACAGAAACACCUGUCAGUGCUGUCUCUAUCAGGAGAAUACCUAGGGUUCCAGCAGAUAUGCCCUUGUAUGAUAUCCUAAAUGAGUUUCAAAAGGGAAGUAGUCAUAUGGCUGCUGUUGUGAAAGUUAAAGCCAAAACAAAGAACCCUCACCUUAUUAGUAAUGACAAAAAUUUUGAGGAAAAGGGAACUUACAAUGGGUAUUCAGAGUUGGACAUCCCCUUGCUAGCCAAGCAUGAUGAUAAAUUAGAAAGUUUUUGCGUUGAUAUUGACAAAGCAUCGAAGCCUAUUGCAAGCAACCUAAGCCACUUUCAACAAAAUGGUGUUCCGCCAAACUGCUUGUCCUAUUUACCAGAGGAUAUUGAAGAUGGAGAAGUGAUUGGCAUCAUCACCCUGGAGGAUGUUUUCGAAGAACUUCUGCAGGAGGAAAUUGUUGAUGAGACUGAUGUCUAUGUUGAUGUACAUAAACGGAUACGAGUGGCUGCUGCUGCUGCUGCAUCAUCCGUUGCACGGGCUCCAUCAAAUCGGAGACUGACUGGUCAAAAGUCCACUGGUAAUCAGGGUAGGCAGGGACAAACACAAAGAAGUUAGUCAAGGAUGACAUAUACUCUUCAGUUAUCUGGCAGAUCAUCUUCUGAACGGUAAGAGAUGGCUCUAUAACUUUGCCAAAUCCUAUACUUUGUUUCGUUCUGUUUGGUUUUUCUUUUUUCACCCUCGUAGUAAGGGCGCCCAGUUCACGUGUUGCAUGUAUCUCGUUCUUGGAAAAUUAUAUGAUUCCACGUCCUCCAGACAGUGAAUCUCUUUUGGGGACUCACGUUUUUUUUUUUUUUUUUUUUUGGUGGGUUCGAUGCUAACCUUCUAUACAAAUAUGCCCUUUUGUUACUUUUUUUUGUGCAUACUAAAGUCAGGAAUCCUUGUAAAUAUUUGGAGGAUAAAUUUCGGUUCCUCGAGUGCGUUAUUAUGUUUGCUUCCA
This is a messenger RNA of Carica papaya (papaya), 1954 nucleotides long. RefSeq names its product putative DUF21 domain-containing protein At1g03270. Gene Ontology annotation, cellular component: cytoplasm. Lineage: Eukaryota; Viridiplantae; Streptophyta; Magnoliopsida; Brassicales; Caricaceae. Gene Ontology annotation, biological process: intracellular manganese ion homeostasis; magnesium ion homeostasis. The record is from RefSeq and is a predicted model, not a curated record.